Messenger RNA from Biomphalaria glabrata, 2116 nucleotides. RefSeq names its product transcription initiation factor IIA subunit 2-like. Gene Ontology annotation, cellular component: transcription factor TFIIA complex. The coding region runs from base 119 to 442 and encodes 107 amino acids. Gene Ontology annotation, molecular function: RNA polymerase II general transcription initiation factor activity; TBP-class protein binding. Gene Ontology annotation, biological process: transcription initiation at RNA polymerase II promoter; RNA polymerase II preinitiation complex assembly. The transcript has 4 exons. Lineage: Eukaryota; Metazoa; Mollusca; Gastropoda; Planorbidae. The record is from RefSeq and is a predicted model, not a curated record.
GGUAAAAAGGAAGUCAUUGUUGUUGUUUUUUUCGGAACUUUCAAGUUAAUAUUUUUAAAGUAACCUUUCUAUACACUGUAAACUGUAGAUCAGAAUUAGAUUCAAGAUCAUCAAGAAGAUGAGUUAUCAACUUUAUAGGAAUACAACACUUGGUCACACACUCCAAGAAAGCUUAGAUGAACUCAUUCAGAUGGGACAGAUCUCCCCCCAGUUAGCACUCAAAGUUCUAUUACAGUUUGACAAAGCCAUUAACCAAGCUUUGGCUCAAAGAGUCAAGGCUAAGAUCUCUUUUAAGGGCAAGCUGAACACAUACAGAUUUUGUGACAAUGUCUGGACCUUUGUAUUGAACAAUGUAGAGUUUCGUGAGGCCCCAGUGCAGGAAAUAGCAAAAGUUGACAAAGUCAAAAUAGUAGCAUGUGAUGGAAAGAAUAUGCAGGCCUAAAGGUUCAGCGAGUGAUAUGAUGUGAGCUUGGCAUUUCUUGGUUUAAAAAAGAAAUUGUUUUUAUGUUGUGCUGCUUAUAUUUAAUAUGGUUUGGAAGUAAGUUGAGUUGAGUGAGUUACUGAUAGAAUCAAAACAAUAUGCAAAAAAUUCUUAACAGGCUUUCUCUGUGCCGGUAACAAUAAAUUGUUGGUUAAUGCAAGUCCAAAGUAUAAGAUUUUUAUAACAUUUGAACCCAAUGAAACAUAAUUAAUAUUGCUUCGAUAUCUUAAUAUUUUGUUGAUAUGUGCCCUUUAUUGGGCCAUUGUUAUUUAUUUCAAUUAAAACUUCAGCUGGACAGUUGAACCAGCAGUGCUAUCUUUGCCCAAUCUUCAAAUAACAUUAUUUUUAUGGGGGUGUAGAUAACACUUCUAAAGUCUUGUUGAUUCUUGUCUGUGUGGUCUGAAAAUGAUUUGUUCCUGUAUUUAAAAUUAUUGUUUACCUUAGGAUUUCAAAAGAUGCUAAAUGAUUGUUCUCAAAAUACUGGUGCAAAAUUAUGCAGAGCAAAACAUGAAAUGAUUUAUAACACAAAAACUUAAUGAGAAACCUAUUUUGGAUAUCCAAUGAAAAAUUUACCUUCAAAUUAAAGGGUGCACUUUAAAAAUCAUCAGCUGUCAUAGAAUCAUAGGAUGCAGUGUUUAUGGUUGAUGACCAAAGCAGAUUCUUUUUUUUUUUUUUUUUUUUUUUUUGUCUGUAUUAUAAUGUUAAAAACAGCACAUUUUAGAUUUUUUUUCUACAUUUCUUUUUAUUUGUGCAGAGAUAUUUUUUUUUGUAUACUCAAAAAGGUAUUUUUUAGGUUAAUUAUUUGUAAUACUCUGUUGUAAACUUUAUUUAGUACAUUAUUGUUCAUUUACUUUUGGAAUAUGUGUUACAUGUUUUAUGCCUGUUAACUGGGAAUACACUGUAAAUAGAUUAUCUUGAAUAUAUCCAUACCGUUCAUACAUGAAGUUAAACUUUGUAGCAUUGAUAUUUCUGUUUUUGUUCAAAUGUUUUAAUUUUUAAAUAUUUUGAUUAGGGCACCAUAAAAUUUUUGUUUGUUUGCCUCCUUUCUCAAAGCAAAGAUAUUGAUGUGUUUGGUGAUGGUUGUAUGGUAGACAAUGUUCAUGGCAGUCUUGCUGUUUGCAUUAAGGCUUUGAUUGUCUGGUUCGAUAAAGCUGUGUCCUAGAUAAUAUAAUUUUCUUCCUAUUGGGACCUAAUAAGACUUCAUACAAUCUUGUGUUGUAUUUGUAUCAGACAUUUGAAACUUUAAAGAAUAAAGUCUACUUAAACCAUGUCAAAUUAUUUCUUAGCUUUAUUUUUAAAUUGCUUUUUUAUAUAAAACUUUCAUGCUUAUAGCAUGCUUAGUCCGCUAUGGACCAGUGGUAUCUGGGAGGUUUGUGUGCUGCCUUUAGGCACUCAGCCAACACAAUUCACCUGAAGUUAGGAUCUGAUCUCUAGCCUUAUUUAUAGGUAGGAAAGCUGUUUUUACCACCCAGUCCACCAGCGUGAGAAAAUUUCAUUGAUUUAAAAAAUUGUUGUACUUCCAACAGCUGAAAAAUUUUCUCAUACUAGUCCUUUGUUUAUAAUUAUUCAUUAAUCAAUGUAUACAAAAUGUCUAAAGAAUGUUGUGAGACUGUAAAUAAAGUUAAUCUUUGAAAA